UAAGCGCAACGUGCGGGGGCGCCGUCAUUCUUGCGGUUUCAAUUCCUGAAAAGUAUUCAGCACUAAGUUUCUGUUUCGAUUCCGGCAGGGAUGCAUUGAGUUGAGCUUGGCUAUUAGGUAGGGUGAGCUGGGAUAUUGCAUAUGAGGUUGGUUCGCUGUCAUGGUGGACACAUCUAGAAAGACAUAAUGUUUUCAUGGGGAGAAAUUAAUUUAGCGAAAACAAAUGUAUUGUCGGAAAUCAGAGAAUCAGAGAAUGGCAUUCAGUUCGUACCAACGUGCAAACCAAUAAUAACAAGUUUCUCUGCCACUAAAUCAACGGUAACGUUUACCAAAAGUGAUGGAAUUUCAUAUUUUCUUCGGCGGCAAAGGAACCAAGAUGGAAAUUUGAGAUUCGGUAAAACCAAGAGCAUCAAGUGCAAACACGCCGUAGCUUCAAGUUCUGGAGAUUCUAGUCUUCUCCUGCUGUCCCGGGAUGGCUCUGUCUUCCGUGUGGAACUCAGUGAAUCCGCCGAUCCAAGAUCGCUCCAAAACUUCUUUAAAAAAAGGAUCAUUCAGGUCGCAUGUGGAGACCAACAUUCUAUCGUUUUAAUUGAAGAUGGACAAGCAUUGUCUUGGGGAAGCAACACUCGGGGGCAACUGGGUCUCACCCUCCCAGAGACCUCUGUCGUCCCGUCCCCUACACCAGUGGCAGCCCUGUCAGGGGUACCCCUAGUCCAGGUCACCGCUGGGGGAGCCCACACUCUGGCCUUGUCUGUCUCUGGAACCGUGUUCGGCUGGGGGCAGAAUGACGCCGGGCAACUGGGUCUUGGAGACACGACAGACAGAUAUACUCCAGUGACAGUUGAUUCUCUCAACCUUAAGAAGACCGUUUCCAUUUCUUGUGGUGAAAGACACACUGCUGUUCUGACAAAGGGAGGCGUGGUGUUGACCUUCGGCAGCGGUGGCUGUGGGCAGCUGGGACACAACUCUCUGCUGAAUGAGCGGACCCCUCGUGUGGUGGCUGAACUCUGGGGCGCAGCGGUCACCCAGGUCUCCUGUGGCAGCAACCACACCAUGGCAUUAGUAGGCCCAACAAAGAAGAUCUAUUCAUUUGGUCGUGGAGAAGAAGGCCAGCUUGGAAACAGGCUCACCACAGACUGUUCGGUGCCUCUGCCUGUUCUGCUGCCUCAUGAUGACCGGAGUAUUCAGCGAAUAUUUGCUGGAGGAAACCAAUCUUUUGCCCUCUGUUCCCUCAGUCAGGAGCCUGAGAAGGUUCUUCCUGGGAUUAUUACAGUUCUUGAUAUGGACACCAUUGACUUCUGGCUCUCAAAGUGUAAGCAAUCGAAAUCAUGGCAGAAAAUCAAAGGACAGAUCAAGGAUAUAUUCUCAUCUGCAUCUUCCUUGAACGCCAGCUUUCUUGACAGAAGCGCUGACAAGCACUACCAGACCUCACCCAGCUGCUCUGGCUUGGACUUGGUUCUUGUCAACAAAGCUCUGGCCAAGCUAGCAACAAACACUGAAGUGCUACUGGAGGUGGAGACCGUCGUCCGAGACUGUCUCCUGCCCUCGUUGAGUCGGCAGCCGGUCGGGUUGGAAGGCCUGAGGGUUUACUACCUGCUGGUGGAGCUGCUGCAAGUGCUGGUCAGAGACAACUUUGGUGAAAUGCUCUCCGUGAGGGUGGCUGAUGCCUUCCUCUCUCUGCACCAAGACAGACUGGAAGUCCUCGUUGGACUAUGGUCCUGGACACCUAGCUUCUUCCGUACCGCAGUGGAGACCUUCUGCAACUUGUCCAGGAAGCACCUCUCAUCCUUAGAUGUGGAGAACCACUCGAGAACCGUCUUCUUUAUGAAGACGGCGGGCGUUAUGCAAAGGCUUCAUUAUGCCAGCAGUAGCGGUUCACGGUGCCUCGAAGAUAGUGUUUUCCAUGUGAUGACAGUCCUAGAUACGUUUGCAGAAAUGUUCAUCUUAAAUGUAGGGUUAAUAAUUCAAAGAUCCCAUGCUGAUCUGGGGUCGGAGGAAGCACUGCGAGGGUUACUUAAACCCAUACAACAUGUUCAGAGUAGCCUAUUCCGCCUGGUGAAGAUCCCUUGCAUUCUACCCAUAGAAUGCAAGGUGAAUCUGUGGAUCAUUCAUCUGAAUAGCAUCAAGUAUUUUGAGGCAGGAGUCUUUCAAUUCAAUGUCAACCGGGGCACAGUGCAGCAGGACACUUUUCAAUUUCUGCGGACGUCAUCCCAUGACCCAAAAUCAAAGCUUCAGGUGAAGUUUAAUGGGGAAGAUGGUGUUGAUGAUGGAGGUGUGUCAAUGGAGUUCUUUCGCCUCCUUGCUAAAGAACUUCAGAAGGCAGAACCACAAAUGCUAGAAGUGAACGAGCACGGAGUGGCCUGGUUCAGCAAGAAUGUCGCCCAGCUGACUGAUGAGUUCUUCCGACUGGGCACGCUCUGUGGCAUGGCUCUGUAUAACCAGUGCCUGAUGAACAUCCCCUUCCCCUUGGCUCUCUUCAAGAAGCUCCUGGGCUUGAAGCCAACCCUGGACGACCUCAUGGAGCUGUCGCCAACUGUUGCACAAAGCUUAAAGGAACUGUUGGACUAUGAAGAGGAGGCUGUUGAGGACCUACAGUUAGAUUUCGGAGGGGAUGCAGAAGGUUUGGAUCUUCUACCCAAUGGACAGUCCAUUCUAGUGAGCAAAGUCAACAGGCAGAAAUAUGUGGACCUCCAAGUGGACAUGGUGUUCAGCCGCUCGGUGAAGCAUCAGUUCAGGAAGUUUGAAAAAGGCUUCUCUAAAGGCUGCCCUUCACCUGCAUGGAGAAUGUUCCUCCCUGAUCAACUCAUGACGCUCCUCAAAGGAGAGGAGGUCUUCAACUGGGAUGAUCUGAGACAGAAUGCAAAAUAUCAAGGCUGCACAUCCAAUGAUGAAGUCAUCCAAAACUUUUGGAUUGUCUUGGGAGAGUUCUCCGUGGAGCAGAAGAAGGACUUCCUCAAAUUCCUAUCUGGAACGGACAGAAUUCCCAAAGUUCGCAGUUCAACAAUCAAGAUAAUCAUCAAGUUGUCGUGUUACCCAGAGCCUGAGCUGUACUAUCCAAUGGCCGCGACAUGCUACUGGACUUUGAUUCUCCCCAACUACAGGAACAUCCAAACACUUCGUCAGAAACUCCUUCAUGCGGUCAAGUAUUGUGAUACUUUUGGAUUGCAAUGAAAUAGUUUAACCUAAUCGAGACUGCUACGUAUGGUGGCAUAUCAAUGGACAAAUUUGCUGAUUAUAAUUCGAAUCAUAUAAAUUUCACUUGUGGUUGGUGGACCACACAAUUCUGAAAUUGUGUCAAAGUAGAAAGCUGGCUUGUGUUAAUUGCACUAGAGACAGUGUUUCCCCUAGGAUUGAGCUACAGCAGCGGAGUUUAAAUGGAUUUUUUCGCUGGCAAAUCUUUUUGUGUGCUCGAAAAGCGCUCCCUGCCGGGAGGUUUCUACGUGUCUUCCGGCACCAAAAGGGUGUACAUACAGUACAUUUGUGCAAAUUAAUGAGCAGGGAAAAAUAUGGAGAGAUUAAACAUAAUACAAGUGAAAUCUUUAAAACAACUAUUUACAUUUAUUUUACAAAAGAUAUAUUAUAUCAACAACCACCCUCUACAGUAAAAUCACAUAACACAAAUACUACAACAAUCGAGAAGGUCUGUGCCUCCAACCAAUGCAUCUUCCCCUCUCCCCAUCACAAAGGUCGUAUAGGACCAUAAAGAGGCAAUGCUUCUGUUGAACAAGUUUUGGGGCUCUAGAGUCAAUAGUGGCGACGCUACUGAAAUUGUUGCUAUAAAAAAAGUAUGUUGAUUUUUGCUAAAAAUAAAUUCCUUAAAUAUAAGUAGAGAUAUAUUUUUCAAAACUAAAGGUUGCAAUAACCAUGCCUAUAUGGAAACCGCUUUAGGGCUCUAGAGUCAAUAAUGGCGCCGCUAUUUAAAUUUUACCAUUGUGCUCGUUUUCAGUUGUGCACUUUGCAGACGGUCCCUAAGCUCUCGGUUGAAAGCCUACAGCUCACAGAAGCCAAUGCAAUUCACCGUUCCCUAAAGACGGCUCGUUUGGAUUUGGGUUCUAUAGGUUACUACAUUACUAGAGGUGCUUAGCUAGAGGGGUCAAUUGUGUCGCAACGAUGUUUCACUGAUCUAUUGAACCGCAAACUCCGAAUCUGCCAAUUUAUUUCCAACUUUACGGAAGUUCCUCUCCGUUCAUAUGCUUUACUCUCAGGUGUGUGAAUUGACCUUGAUAUGAAGCUUCCGUAGGGCAAAAUAACAUUCGUUUUUUAAAGAGAUAAGGCGGAGCUCUGCUCUCCUCUCCGUUUAUAUGCUUUACUCAAAAGUGUGUGAAUUGACCUGGAUAUGAAGCGCAUAUCCAGCGUCCGUAGCGCACAGAAUGUUAUUUUAUUUUGGGUAGCGCAAAAUAAUCGAACAUUCGUAUUGUCACGACCCUACUGGAUAUUCAAAACGGCUCUCUGUCUGGGCAGGAGUCGAGACACAUGAGUGGUAACAAACCACAGCUGGCAGGCAACUAGCUUCCGGCCACGUGUGCAGUGACUCACCUGGGUUGAUUCCUGGCGAGCUCUGGUCCUUCUCUCUCUUGUUGAGGGAUAGCCCAAGCGUUGGGGUAAACGGUAGCCUGUCCCGUUGGGUUAUUGUGUGACAUAUAACAUAGACGAACACUUGACAGGCAUACACGACAAAGGAGUGGCCACGUUCCCUGUAGGAAUCCCUAAUCCUGGUACUGUCCUUGUAUAUGGGCAAAUAGGUUUUACAAAAUCGUAUGGUUUCUGAGUGCAACAAAGUCUGGGCAUCAUGCUGUCUAUCCAGACACCAUCUUGCUUCUGUCCGCCAUCGUGGAUCCCUCAGGUGACCAUAAUCAAGGCCAAUCAAGGGAGCCACUCCCAAAGUUAGCACGACAACCAGUUACCCACCAACAUAACAUUACCCAACAGUAGGAUCGUGACAGUAUUUUAAAGAGAUAAGCUGAAGCUCUCCUCUUCUCUCGUUAAAAAAAGAAAUUCAUGAAAUUCAUCAUGCAAAAACCAAACAAAAAAACCAAACAUCAAAUUCAUCAUGUAUAUAGGGGAAACACUGAGGGGGCUGGUAUGUGCUAAGCUAACAACCAACAAUAAUGAUCAUUAACAGAUAGACGUAAAGCUUAAAGUUUAAUGGCUUCGUUCGAGAAGAAAAAUAAGCUACUUGCAGUUUUAUGUAAUGCCGUGCAGUGUUGGGAAAGUUCACUUUCUACGUGAACUAGUUCAAUGUUCAGUUCACAAAUUUUAAAAUGAACUAGUUCAGUUAAACGCUCAUAAUUCAUAAUUUCUAACUAAGUUCACGGUUCCAAAAAAUGAACUACGUAGUUCUUAGUUCUUUUUUUCAAUAUGUUGCUGUGAGCUAUGAUGUUUUUUCCAGUAUUUUGAACAUUGAGCCUCCUUUGUGCUUUGUCUAGGUUAAAAUAGAGUGGUUGAAUCAAGUAUCGUAGUGAAAUACUGUUUCUAUCGUGUUUUAUUGCACAUUUAGCGCCUUUUGUAAAUCCCAUUGAUUUCGGUUGGAAGACUCUUAAGGUACGAACACACCAAACGCGUAACCCGCGUAAGAUUUACGCGCGUAACGCAGCUAAAAUGUUGCUUGACCAUUUUGUGUCAAAAAAGGUCCUACGCAGCUACGCGCCUGUGGCUGCGCUGGAUUUAGGAGUCCGAGGAAGGAAACCCAAACGCCGCCGUGUU
Molecule: messenger RNA, 5703 nt
Organism: Gadus chalcogrammus (walleye pollock)
Lineage: Eukaryota; Metazoa; Chordata; Actinopteri; Gadiformes; Gadidae
Product: probable E3 ubiquitin-protein ligase HERC3
Exons: 24
Coding region: 187-3171 (994 amino acids)
Biological process (GO): protein ubiquitination; ubiquitin-dependent protein catabolic process
Molecular function (GO): ubiquitin protein ligase activity
Source: RefSeq, a predicted model, not a curated record